AUGGCCCUCCGAACGGGUCUGCAGAUGUGUAAACAGCAAGGAUUCAGCAGGAUAAAUGUCUUCACUGAUUCUAUAGAAGCUAUUAGGCUGAUUGAAACUGAAGGAGGUGCUAAUCAUCCCUUGCACACGGAGAUAACGGAGAUCCGGGAGUUAAUUUACUCAGAUUGGGACAUUAGCAUCAAAUAUGCACCAAGGAAUGCACUCCAAUGUGCAGACCUGAUGGCAAAAAAGGCCCAGUUUAUAGAUGAGGAAUUGGUCUACUGGAUGGAACCCCCACAGGAGUGCCUCUCACGACUACAAGAGGAUGUGGCCCUAGCCAAUAUGUCAGCUACCAAUUAUUAA
Molecule: messenger RNA, 342 nt
Organism: Neltuma alba
Lineage: Eukaryota; Viridiplantae; Streptophyta; Magnoliopsida; Fabales; Fabaceae
Exons: 1
Coding region: 1-342 (113 amino acids)
Molecular function (GO): RNA-DNA hybrid ribonuclease activity; nucleic acid binding
Source: RefSeq, a predicted model, not a curated record